This is a messenger RNA of Gallus gallus (chicken), 8246 nucleotides long. RefSeq names its product transmembrane protease, serine 11D (gene TMPRSS11D). Lineage: Eukaryota; Metazoa; Chordata; Aves; Galliformes; Phasianidae. The record is from RefSeq and is a predicted model, not a curated record. Gene Ontology annotation, molecular function: serine-type endopeptidase activity. Bases 4159 to 5595 code for a protein of 478 amino acids. The transcript has 11 exons. Gene Ontology annotation, biological process: proteolysis.
AGGUAACCUUGGGAACAAAAUGUGGGCUGGCCUGUUUCGCUGUACGAAGUAGCAGCUCUGGCUGAGCAGCUGCAGAAGACAGGUACGCGUGUGUUACCAUUUUGUCUUGAAUGGGGUGACAGGCUAUGAAUUCUUUCUUAAUGAUACUGGAAGUGGGGGACUUCUGUUGUCUAAGGGCGUUGCCGGUAUUCUGGGCUGGCCUUUCUGGCUGCAACGUAGACGGGUGUAGCAGUUUCUGUUAUAAGGGCACGGAAAGAGGGACUGUUUGGAAACCAACCAGGGCAGGAUCUAGCAUACCUGAGAGCUUGAGGCCAUUGCUAUAACAUCUUAGAGCUUCUGCACAUUUAGUAUCUCAAAGCUGUAUGGGCAUGUAAUAAAAUUUGGCCUCAAGUGACUUUUCAUGGCUCAAGAUAAAGCACUUGGCUUAUCUCCCAGCCUUGACAUUUGCUCUAGAGAAUCAUUCCAUCCCUCUAAUGGAAAUUAGAUUUUUGUUUUUCUGCUUAUCAGUUAUUAAAAGCCAUAGCUGGGAAUUUCAGGUGCCAACAAAAGGAUGGGACAGUAAGUUGUUUUUAUUUGUCAAAACAGGAGAGGAAUAUAGCAUGUCUCUAGCUGAAGUUAAGAAGUAUAAAGGAAUUUUGAAUGCCAAAUGCAAGAUGCCUUUAUAUUUUCAGGAGGAGAGGGACCUGAAGCUACAACUGAGUUACUAAGGUGAGCUGAUGGAAAAUGAGUUGACAUCUCCUUGGGAAGAAUUUUAGUGGAGCAGGUCUAUUUGUUCUUACCAGUACUUACAAAAUAAUGUAGUAAUUUAGGUUAAAAGAGGCAUUCAAAGGUAAUUGUCCAACCCUCUGCUCAAAGCAGGUCUAAUUUGUUCAAGUUGAUCAGUACCAUGUGCUUUAACAGUGUUUCUGUCAGUUCUGUUAAAUAUUGCUGGCAGGAAUAUUCACUUCUCACUUUGAAAAUAAUGCCUGACAUAGUCUGUGAUCUAAAAUUCAUGGCCCGGGCUGAAUAACUGGUAGACAAUUAUGUAAAAUAUCUUUGCUUAUGAAUUCCAAAGAUGUUAUUGCUUUGGGACUGGCCAAUGGCCUUCUCUCAAGGCGUUUUCCAUCUCAACAGUCAUGCAGCCUAUAUGAGUAUGCAAACAUAAACCAAGGCAGCUUAUUAUUAGCAUUCUUAGGCAAGCAGACUGUCUGACUGGCUGGGCUGACUUUGCAGGGUUAAAUGGAAGGUAUUGUUAUUACAUCUUUUUGCACUUUCAUUUACCAAAUCCUGUGCGCCCACAUUGUCUCAUUCCCACCCUAUACUUUUGAUAGCUAGUUUCUCUACUACUUCCCUUGUAUCAACCAAAAAACUACUGCCCGUGUUUGCUGAAUAACUCCCUAAUACCAAGCACUUUGCAAUUUGCUAAUUUAUUAUGAAGAAAUUUGUUCCUUAAUGAUUGUCUUUUCUUGGCCUGUGUACUGUUGUUCUUGUGGGACAAGUAUGUGUAAACAGCUUCUGUAUGUUCUGACAUAGGUAAGAGUAUUUCUUUAUUUUCCACUGUUUAAAAAAAAAAAAAAAAAAGCCAUCUAUUUUAAUUAUUAGGCAGGUCACAAAAUAUUCAUUGAUCCUAUGGAAACCAAAUCACAUUUCUGGAAUAUCUCUGUUCAUGCUCUGGAGUAAAAACAGGAAAGUCUGUCCUUUUGAGGUGAGCUCCAGAAAUUAACAGAAGUAAAUGUAUUUGUUGUCCAAGUCCUAUGCUGUAGGACUACCUCCUGAAACCCUUGUCAACUUGGUGUUCUUCUAAUGAAUACUCUCCUUCUCCAAGAAAUCUCACUGCAAUACCCAAGAUCUAGAGUAACUUUUGCCUUCAGCUCCAGCUGUUCGCUAAAAUAAAACUCUCUGCUGGCAUUUCUUUUUUACCUGACCCAGAUGGGUAGAGUUGGCUUUUGCUCUUCUGGGAACAUCAGGGAAAUUUCUGUGCAUCGUAUGCUGUCAAUACUUCAAGGCCACGCUUGACCUAGGGUACACAGGGCCCAUUAUUAGUGGUCUUGAAAUACAAAUUGUCCUGGUUUCAGAUGAAACAGAGGCGAUUUUCUUCAUAGCAUCUAUAUGAUGCUAUGUUUUUGGUUUAGGAGAAAAACAAUAUUGAUAACACGCUGAUAUUUUAGUUGUUGCUGAGCAGUGCUGCACAGAACCAAAGAUGUUUUAGCUUCUUGCCCUGUCCUGCCAGCAAGGGGUCUGGGGGGGGCACAAAGAGCUGGUAGGGAACAGAACCAGGACAACUGACCCAGACUGGCCAAAGGGAUGUUCCACCACAUGACAUCAUGUGAAAAAACUACAAUAUGGUGGGGAAUUGGCCAGAGGAGCAGCCGCUGCUUAGGAACUGUCUGGACAUCAGCUAGUGGGUGUUAUGCAACUGCAUCGUGCAUCACUUGUUUUGUAAAUAAAUAUAUAUAUACACACAUAAAAAUUAUAAUUACUACUAUUUAUCUCUUCCUUUUCCAUAUUAGUAAAUAGUUUUUAUCUCAAACCAUGAGUUCAACUUUAUUUUUUUCUGGUUCUCCUCCCCAUCCCAGUAGGAAAGGGGGGAGUAAGCAAAAGGCUGUGUGAUGAUCAGCUGCCUGCCAGGUUAAACCACAACACUAAUGAAGAAGUUAAUGCUACUAACCCACUAACAGUGUUUCUUACUUUUAUCUCUGUGUGCAGACCAUUGUGCACAGCCUCAGCUUGACCAUUCUGAGAAGGAAUUGCUACAUGCUUAUUUGGCUUACAUCCCAAGCUUAAUUAAGCCUUUUAUAUUCUACAAGAAUGUGUUUUGUCAGAAUGAAAUAAUUUGUGAUCAGAAGGUUAAAAAAAAAAAAGCAAGAGGAUUUAAACAUAUUUUGAAUAACCUCUGGAUUAAACUGGUUGGUAAGGAUGGAAUGCUGGAGUUCCUGUGGAUGUGCAUGUGUGUUCUGGGUGGAGCAAGAAGUACCUUUAACCAAGUACUUUUCUUCACAAGCUUUCUUUGGGUUUUAUUGCUCUUGAAGAAGAAAAUUAUGGUACUGGGUGGGAAGUAGAAGGGAAGGUCAAGAAGAGAAUAUUAGUACUUGAAACAGCUGUAUAUUUAGUCACUAAAGCCUUAUGUAAGGUAGGUAACUGCAGCAAUGUUUUUUCUACAGGGAGCGAAGAAGUCAAAAAAAGCAAUUUUGAUCCAAGCAAUGGAAGAAAUCAGAGAAACAGGAGAUACUGUGCAGCAGCGUACAGCUUUUACCACUGUCCUAGAAGUACACUGUCUGGACACUCGUUCCUCAAAUUGCUUUGAAGUUCCUAUGAGUAGACAUUUUUGAGGAAAGAAGGCACUAGAUAGAGCUAGAUGAAAAUUUACUCCUACUGUUUUUUACCCCCGUUACCCAAGUUUUUGUAAGUUAGUAAGUGUUCCCACCAAAAUGACUGCAAUCUUGAUAGGUCAUUGAAAAGCCAAACACUUCAAACUUUAUAGCAAAAAUCCAAGUGCAUCAGAGGCUGGAAACAAAGAGUUUGGACUCUGAUCAUUCUCCUUUUUAGACUGGGUAUUUAGAUGUAAGGGCAGAAUCCCUCACCAGGGAAUAUCUACUUUUCUCCCUUCCAGCUGGCUCUGAAUAGCCAUGUUUGUGCUGGAAGAAGGGAAUUCCAAGGAGAUUGGUGGCCCUUUUCACAGAGUAAGCAUUUUCCACAGGCGGGGUUAUGCCAACCAUUAAAUGACUAAUGUAUAAUUAGGAGGCUGGAUACUUAUAGUUGUCAUGUCCCUGAUGCCAGGGGAGUCCAGGACGACUGUGAAGGAGUGAGCAUCGAGGGAGGUUAGGCUUGGUUGACCAAGCCAUUUAUGUCUGUAUUUGUUUUUGUGUUCAGCUUUUGUGUUGGCAAUCUCAGGAGGCAAGUGACUUAGCAGUGCAGACAGUGUGGUGGCUCUCCCUUAUGGCUUUUACAGUGAGUGCAUGGUAGAAGGUGCUGCCAGCCAGAAGGCCUGCUGUAAGGACACAAGUUGGGCAGAAAGGGAGUGCUAGGAAAGGGAAAUUUAACACACUUCCUGUUCUGCUGUGGUGAAGAACAAGUCUUCUUGCCUGGGCCGGUUUAUCUGCUCUGUCCAUCUCUGCCUGGGGAAUUCUUUGAUGCUGAGCUGAUCAGAAGGGUGCUGGGUGUUGCGCCAGCCGUGCCUCAAUGAAGGAUCUUCAUUCAACACCUUUCCCUUCUCGUCACACCAGUCAAUGCGACUCCUGCGUUUUCCAGCAGCAUUCACUACGCAGUCCAGACUUUAGUCAAGCCCUGGUUGGAGGACAGAAAGGCUACCAGACCUACCGGGAUCUACCAUGGGAUCUUCAAAAAAUACAUCAACCAGCCAUCAAAAUAAGACAUCUCGAGCCGUGGAAAAUUGCUCUAAUUGUUAUUGGAACAGCAUUGGCAGCAGCCAUCACCAUUGGUCUCCUUGUUUAUUUUCUGGCAUAUGAUCAGAAGCUCUUCUAUUACAGUGGCAACAUAAAAAUCGCCAACAUCCAGUACAGUAAUGAAUUGUCCAGACAGACCUCAGGAAGGUUUAGAGACCUGAGCGAGAGGGUUGAGAGACUGGUGGACAAGACAUUUCACAGUUCCAUUUUAAGAAAGAAGUACAUCCGCUCACGCUUAGUCAGAGUGAGCCCAGAUGCUGAUGGUGUGGUGGCAGAAGCUUUGCUCACGUUCUGGUUCUCUGCCACGGAUUGCAAAGAAGCGCUGCGCAGAAGAGUUGAAAGGAUCUUACGGAGGGGCCUGAAAAAAUACACUGGGCCCCUGCGAAUAGAUGUCACAUCUUCUACUGUCUCAACUGUGGAGAAGAGAAGAGCAGAAGCUAUCUUCAAUGACAUCUGCGGGUUACGGCAGAAUAGAUCAGUCAAAUCAAUAGCAAAAGCAACAUCCUUGCGAAUAGUUGGAGGAUUGUCUUCUGCAGAGACUGGGGAUUGGCCAUGGCAAGCUAGUUUGCAGUACAAUAACGUCCAUCGCUGUGGUGCAACGCUCAUCAGCAAUACAUGGCUUGUAUCUGCCGCUCACUGCUUCAGAGAAAUGAGUCACCCUCACAAGUGGACUGCUACUUUUGGAGCUCUUUUGAAGCCACCAACUUUGAAACGAUCAGUCAAGACCAUUAUUAUUCACGAAAUGUACCGCUACCCAGAACACGAUUAUGACAUUGCACUUGUGAAGCUCUCUAAACAAGUUGAGUUUACAAGUAACAUACACCGCGUUUGUCUGCCUGAGCCAUCUCAGACUUUUCCAUAUAAUAUUUAUGCUGUCAUCACAGGCUGGGGAGCGCUUACCAAUGACGGUCCGACUCCUAAUGCUCUUCAGGAAGCAACAGUGAAACUUAUCGACUCAGACACUUGCAACAGAAAAGAAGUGUAUGAUGGGGACAUAACACCUAGGAUGUUGUGUGCUGGGUACUUGGAAGGAGGAGUAGAUGCUUGUCAGGGAGACUCUGGGGGACCGCUGGUUACUCCAGAUUCUAGACUGAUGUGGUACCUCGUGGGAAUAGUGAGCUGGGGAGAUGAAUGUGCCAAGCCAAACAAACCUGGAGUUUACACACGAGUGACUUAUUUCCGUGACUGGAUUACCUCAAAAACUGGCAUCUAAUUCCAAAAUCAAAAAUGGAUAUAAUUACAUAGGUUACACGUAACUCAUAAUUCUCUGUAUGUCUUGUGGAAGGUUUUUUGUUUUUUUUUUUAGUAUCUGCAUUCCUAUUAGUUUUGGUCAAAGCAAGUUUUGCCUGCAGCAAGCACUAUCUUUGCUGUCAGAGAUCCUAAGCUCUUGUAAAUUUAUACUAAACGUAUGAGAUUGCCUUCCUCAUCUUCGAGCUUUGAAGCGUUCUCGUUCUUAUCAGAAAUUAUAAUCAGGUGUUAUUAAACUAACAUUUAAAAGCUAGCAAUUUACCUCCUUAAUAAACACAAACAUUUUUCAGGAAAUAAGAAUUUUUUUUCAGCUAUGGCUGAGGUCUGAAGAUGUCCACCACUCUAAGCAUAGAGGAAGCUGAACCUUCUUCCUCCAGUGAAGCAAAUAUUGUCACAGCUGUGUUUCUAGGAAAGUGAACCCUUGAUUAUUAUUCUUGUUAGAGAUCAUCAUCUGCACAGACUGCAUCUGAGACCCUGGAUACUCACCCUGCUCAGUGGUCUUCAUAGCUGACAGUGGAUCCGCCAGGACUGAGGGUAGGUCCUAACUAAGGAAGAGGAGGAUUUCUGUGCUUGCAGUUAGUUCAAUGGGGCAAGACAGAAGUUUGAUGUUCUUGUGAUAAAGCAUAUUUUUAAACGGAUUUUUUUUGGUAGAUUUUAUGAAUUUCAAGUUACUCAAAAGCGCUAUAGUAGAAGAGCUGUAUUGCAACACUGUGCUGCUACUUCUGGAACAAUCUCCUUCUCUACAGACUCUGUUCAACUUACAACAUGCUAAUGAUACAGAAACACUAGCUCUGCCAAGCUUUAUUUGUUACGUGUGACCCCACGAACAAGCUCACUGGAAUGCAACCCAGCAUUUAAAUUUAUGCUAAAGGAAAAAUAAGUACUUGCCACAAAUAAUCUGGGAACUACCUUUUUACUUCAAGUCAAGAAAUAGUGUGCUUUCCAAGGGCAUGCCAGCCAGCAGAAGUCAUCUCACUGCAAAGAAAAUAAAUAGUGAUAAACCAUCUUGCUUCACUGAUGGAUUAAUUUCUGCCAUGGAUAAAUAUGAUCCUGCCUUAUGAGUCUGAAGAGCAGUUUCAUAUUGAAGAACAGUCCAGAUGAAAACUUCAGAGUAAACGCUAUCCUUAUAUGCAGUUUAAGCACUUUUCCUACCUCUGUGCAUGACAUCUACUAGAUUGCUGGUGGAAGGGAGUCCAGUGACUUGACUAUUGAUGUUCCCUACAGCCCAGGCCUUCAGUAUAUGGAACCAAAAUGUCAAUCCAGUACUGUCUCCUUCUGCUGUCUUUGAAUGGCCACAGGACUGCUUUUAGGCUGUGAAUACAGGACUCACAGGAGUCUGUACGAGACAUGAAAGAAGCUGCAAACCCCACAACUAAAUUUAAAACAACUGAAAAUCUCUCCAGAGCAUCUCACCUCCUCUUCUGCUCAGGAUUGGGUCUCUCCUCAGCCUUUCUACUGUGCAAGCUCUGUAAUACUCAGAAUCCAUGGGAAUAGCAAUGCUUAGCAUUUCCUGAAAACUCAAACCCUGAAUGAAAACGUACACAUCAUUUGUUGAAUCCUUAAAUCCUAUGUUGAAUCCUUAAAGGGGUGGGAGAGAGAUCAUCUUACUUUUCAGCUCCUUCCAGUCUUUUUUCCGUAUCUUCUGAAUUUUAGUUAAAAAAAACCAACAAAACAAGCAACCAUCAAAAAUGAAGAUGCCUUGUCUCAGAAAGAAUUGAAUGUUUUUAGCUCAGCUUUGCUUUUGAAAUGAUAGUAUCUUUCUUAUGAUUUUCCAUGUUCAUUUAAAAAUGAAAAGGAUCUUGGGACAGUUAGGAGGAUAGUCAGAUGCAGCAAAUCUGUUUCCUUAAUUUAUUGAUGAAGUUUGUAAUUUAUGCACUUUUGAGUUGCUGCUAUUUUUAAACUAAGAAUUUACUCUGGGCUAAAUGCAAACUGUAGAGUUUGGGAUUAGGUCACUUGGGAACACUGUUUUCUUGUAGUGUUCAGGUCCCACUUCUGUAAGAGAAUGGGAAAAAGAAAUUACACCUAGUUUUUUGUGCCUCUUAUUGUUUUGAAGCUGAAUACCCUUCCUUAUAAUCAGCAGAUGAAUUGCAAUUGAAAGUAAACUAUAGUUCACUUUCACAGGGACGUUAAGGCUUUGUUUUCCACUUAAAUCUAUCUUUUUGCCUACCAAAUGGAGGGGCAGCAAUAAGGGGUCAAGGCCCGGGUUAUCUAUAAUCCGUAUAAACUGGUUCCUACCUCACACUGAAAGUAACACGUAUUUAAUACCUUUAAAAUGAGAAAGGCAGCCUUUAUUUCAGAUUUUAUUGUGAGAGGCCAAACAGCCAAGAGGCGUGUGGGAUAAUGUCUACCUUACUCAGGGAGUCCUGAGCCAGCCAGAUGCACUUUUCUUCACAAACUUUUAGCAAACUGUCUGGCCUGGGUUUGUCUUAUACUCCAUGUCAGUGUUUUAUUUAUGAAGACUCUGUUUUCUGCAGUAGAAUUAAAAAAAAAGAGAGUGACUAUUGUGUGAUUAAGGAAAAAGAUUUUUAAAAACCUUUUAUUAUUGUUAAGAUUUAGUAAGGAUUUGAAUGAUAUAAAGGUAAUAUAUUUCAUAACAUUAAAUGUAUUUAAAAACAA